AUGAAUACCCCUACUUUCGCGUAUCUCACCCACCCCGGAGUGCCCAUGGCCGUGGGUGCUCUCCUCUUCACCCUCCUCGCCUACCUCGCGCACCGCAUCUCAAAGAUCGGAUCUCGUCCCGCCGGCUUCCCACCCGGACCGCCCACACGCCCCAUCUGGGGCAACCUCAAAGAGGCAAGUCCUUCCCAAGCUUCCCAUCAUUCCCCGUUACUCCCCCUCCACCUUACCUCGCCAUCACCAUCACCUCCCUCCCAUUCCCCCUCCCACCAGAGCUCCCCCAACAUCCCCACCCCUCACCCCCCACCACGCGCGGCGCCCCCCUCCCGUCCCCUCGACACCCUCCGCCCGCACCUAACCUACACCACCUGGGCCGCGACCUAUGGCCCCAUCAUCACCGCGAUGCGGGGCCCCAUCCCCAUCGUCGUCGUCAGCACGGCCGCGGCGGCGCACGACGUCUUCAACAAGCGGGGGCAGGCGACGGCGGGGCGGCCCGGCGGGAUGAAGGUCGACCUGUACGCGCGGGGCAACUACGCGCCGGCGAUGAUGGGCGGGCCGCGGUGGCGCGCCGCGCGGCGCAUGUGGCACGCGAUCCUGAAUGUCGGGGCGGCGCGGUCGUAUCUGCCGUAUCAGGCGUUGGAGGCGGCGAAAUUGUUGGCGGAUGUGUGUGGGGAUGGUGGUGGGGAUGGUGGCGAGGGAGCGGCGGAGCAGUGGCGGGUGCAUGUGGAGAGGUUCAGUAAUAGUGUGGGGAUGACGAUGCUGAAUGGGCGGCGGGUGCCGCGGAAGGAGGACCCGGGGAUCAGGGAGGUGAUGGAUGAUUUGCUGAACAUCUCGACGCUGCAGCUGCGGACGGAGUGGAUGGAGGGGGCGCAGUGGCUGUGGAAGCUGCCGGGCGGGAGUUGGUGGUUGCCGGCGAGGCGGGCGGCGGAGCGGCUGUGGGCGGUGCACGAGAGGAUGCUGACGAGGCAUUGGAACAACACGAAGGGGUGGACGGAGAAGGGGGAGAAGCAGCUGCCGAGCUUCAUCCAGGCGAUCCAGGAGAAGUUGAGGGCUGGGUGGGAGGGGUUGAGCGAGAAGGAGGGGAUGGAGGUCGCGAACGAGCUGCUCGUCGCGGCGACGGAUACGACGGCGAGCAGCCUGAACAACUUCAUGGCGGCGAUGGCGUUGUUCCCGGAGGUGCAGAGGAAGGCGCAGGAAGAGAUCGAUAGGGCUGUGGGCCCGGAUCGCCUGCCUACAGAAGAGGAUAUCAACAACCUACCUUACACCCGCCAGUGUAUUCAAGAACUCUUGCGUUGGAUCACGGCGGUACCCCUCUCCUUGCCCCACGCCACCGUCUCACCCAUUCAGAUUGGCGAGUACCACAUCCCCGCCGGGACAACGAUACUCCUCAACAGCUACGCCAUUCACCGCGACCCAGUAGCCUACCCGGACCCAAAGGCAUUCAAGCCGGAGCGCUGGGAGGGUAAGCUCGAGACGGUGGUGUCAGAUGAACAAGUGGGGGUGCGGACGGACUUGUUUGCCUUUGGCGCUGGACGGCGCGUCUGCCCCGGCCAGCACGUCGCCGAAAGGAACCUCUACUUCGUCAUCUCGCACUGGCUGUGGGCGUUUGACGUUCGGAAGAAGAGGGACCCACAGACCGGGGAGGAGAUCGACAUCGAUAUGGAAGAUGUGAGGCCGGGAUUGGUCAACACGAUGAAUCCGUUCGCAGUCGACGUCAAGCCGAGGAGCAAGGAGAAGGCCGAGUGGAUCAAGGCGCAUUGGAAGAAGCAGCGAGAGGCGCUGUUGGACGAGGACGAGCAGUGGAUUCAGGGCCCGGAAGCUGUGGCAAAUAUCAUGGCGAGGACGGCAAGGUGA
Molecule: messenger RNA, 1851 nt
Organism: Diplodia corticola
Lineage: Eukaryota; Fungi; Ascomycota; Dothideomycetes; Botryosphaeriales; Botryosphaeriaceae
Product: cytochrome p450
Exons: 4
Coding region: 1-1851 (616 amino acids)
Molecular function (GO): oxidoreductase activity, acting on paired donors, with incorporation or reduction of molecular oxygen; monooxygenase activity; heme binding
Source: RefSeq, a predicted model, not a curated record